Messenger RNA from Bubalus bubalis (water buffalo), 2378 nucleotides. It is a transcript of the gene SLC30A10, whose product is annotated as solute carrier family 30 member 10. Gene Ontology annotation, molecular function: zinc ion transmembrane transporter activity. The transcript is spliced from 4 exons. Lineage: Eukaryota; Metazoa; Chordata; Mammalia; Artiodactyla; Bovidae. The coding region runs from base 136 to 1587 and encodes 483 amino acids. Gene Ontology annotation, cellular component: membrane. The record is from RefSeq and is a predicted model, not a curated record. Gene Ontology annotation, biological process: manganese ion transport; zinc ion transmembrane transport; detoxification of zinc ion.
CUCCGCCUUAUAAGAAGCCCCGGGCGCCAGCGGGCAGGGCGGCCCGGGAGGCGGGGACCGGGGCACCGCGGAGUCCAGGACGUCGCGCCCCACCUGUGGCGGCGGAGGCGGCGCGGGGCGUCCGGCCGGGCCGGGAUGGGCCGCUACUCCGGCAAGACGUGCCGCCUGCUCUUCAUGCUCGUGCUCACCGUCGCCUUCUUCGUGGCGGAGCUGGUGUCGGGCUACCUGGGCAACUCCAUCGCGCUUCUCUCCGACUCCUUCAACAUGCUCUCGGACCUGAUCUCGCUGUGCGUGGGGCUGAGCGCCGGCUACAUCGCCCGGCGCCCCCGCGGGGGGCUGGGCGCCACCUACGGCUACGCCCGCGCCGAGGUAGUGGGCGCGCUCAGCAACGCAGUCUUCCUCACCGCGCUUUGCUUCACCAUCUUCGUGGAGGCCGUGCUGCGCUUGGCACGGCCCGAGCGCAUUGAUGACCCUGAACUGGUGCUCAUCGUGGGCGCCCUGGGGCUGGCGGUCAACGUGGUGGGGCUGCUCAUCUUCCAGGACUGCCCCGCCUGGUUCGCCUGCUGUGGGCGCCGCCGCCGCCGACUGCAGCAGCAGCAGCAUCCGCAGCCCGCGGCCGGGGUCGGCAGCCGCGGCGCUUUCGGGGAUCCCCAAGGCUGGCACGCCGGCGCCCUGCCCGCCCCCGGCCGCGACUCUGCCUUGACCCUCCGCGCGUCAUCGGUGGACAGGAAGGAUGAGAAGGGGGCCACAGUGUUCUCAAACGUAGCAGGUGAUUCCCUGAACACCCAGAAUGAGCCAGAAGAGACGAUGAAAAAGGAGAAAAAGUCCGAAGCCCUGAAUAUCAGAGGGGUACUUUUGCAUGUGAUGGGGGAUGCCCUGGGGUCAGUGGUGGUGGUGAUCACGGCCAUCAUAUUCUAUGUGCUUCCCCUGAAACGCGAGGACCCGUGUAACUGGCAGUGCUACAUUGACCCCAGCCUGACUGUCGUCAUGGUCAUCAUCAUUUUAUCAUCUGCCUUCCCACUCAUCAAGGAGACUGCUACCAUUCUGCUGCAGAUGGUCCCCAAAGGUGUCAACAUGGAAGAGCUGAUGAGUAAGCUCUCUGCUGUGCCCGGAAUUAGCAGUCUCCAUGAAGUCCACGUCUGGGAGCUUAUAAGUGGGAAGAUCAUUGCCACUCUGCACAUCAAGUGUCAGCAGGAUGGGGGAGAUCAGGAUGCCAACAGAAAAAUUCGAGAAAUCUUCCACAACGCCGGAAUUCACAAUGUGACCAUCCAGUUUGAGAAGGCAGACCUGAAGGAGCCCCUGGAGCAGAAGGACUUGCAGCUGCUCUGCAGCUCCCCUUGCAUCGCCAAGAGCUGUGCCAAGCAGCUGUGCUGUCCCCCUGGGGCCCUGCCACUGGCCCAUGUCAAUGGCUGUGCGGAGCACAAUGGCUGUCCCCCUCUGGACAUGUCCCAGAGUGAUGUCCUCGGUAGACGACAGACCACCGAAGUGGCUAUUGAAGUAUCUUUGGAAGGUUGUCUGAGUGACCACGGACAAGCUCUUGGCAAACCUCAGGAGGACUCACAUUAUGUCAACAGCACACAUUUUUAAUCUGGUGCCCACAUCAGUAAGAUUAUAUAGACGAGGCACUUUGGAACCACUCGCUUGGCUUGUGGGAAGAACUUUGUGGGCUAUAGGCACUGACCAGUGAGCACGCUCUGUGUUCCGUCAGCAGCUGGUGGUUUGAGAUGCUAGUUGAACUGGUCUGUUAAUUGUUAUGUGACUAAGAACUCCUUUACAUUAUCCUGGGUGUUUCAUGCUGCUCUUCAACAGUUUUGUUUGAACAUUUAUUUUCUGAAGCAAAUGCUCUAGUGUACACAUCAGGGACAUUGAAAGCUGGGACUCAAUGAUCGUGGACGCAGGAUUCAAAGUAGCUUUUUGUUUUAAAUUGACUAGAACGUCUAGCUGACUCUCAGGUGAGCUCAUAGCCAAGUACGUCAAAAAAACUCAAGAACCAUAACAGCUAUAUUCUUUUCCAUUCCACUGGGUGACCAUAAAAGAGAAAAGUUAGGUAAUCCUAUCAUGGCAGAAGUUUUUUUUUCUUUGACUCAUUUUUUAAUGAAUGUAAAAUGAAUACCUGGUAAGGUAGAAAAUAUUCUCAGAACAUUAGAGGAUGUUGAGUUUACUGAGGAUGUGGAAAGGCAGGAAGAAAAUGCAUUUUGAUGAUUUCUUCAUUUCAGGAAGUGGUGAAAAAAAGACUUUCUGCUGUGAACUACAACUAUUCAGUUCAGUUCAGUUCAGUCUCUCAGUUGUGUCCGACUCUUUGUGACCCCAUGGACUGCAGCACGCCAGGCCUCCCUGUCCAUCACCAACUCCCGGAGCCUGCUCAAAUUUAUGUCCAU